AUGCAAUAAUCAGAUUAAGUUGAAGUUGAAUAUAGAAUAGAAAUGUUAACAAGUGAAUUAGAAAGAUCUUCUUAAGCUUUAUAAUAGAAGAGUAUAGAAUGUGAAGAAUGGAGACUUAAAAGUUUAGGAUUAGAAUAGAAGAUUAAAGAUCUCUAAGCUCAUUUAGGAUCAUAAAAAUAAUAAUUUGAAGAUCUGACAGAAAAUUUAAAAUAAAAGGCAAUUGAAGUAGAAGAUUUGAGAAGUAAAUACAAUAGAGUUCAAUUUAUUACAAUAAAAGGAUAUGAAGAAAAAAUGGAAUAAUUAGUUAGAGAAAUUGAAUAAUUGAACUAACUAUUAAUGUAAAAAGCAUAAGAUUGUGAAAGUAGUAGAUAAUAAGUGAUGACUAAAAUUUAAGAAUUAUAAGAGGAAAGAUAAAAAUGUUUUCAUUUGGAUAGUUUUAUGAAAUAGAUAAAAUCUGAAAAACUAGAAGCUCUUCAUUUUUUGAAUGAAAAAAAUAAAGAACUAGAAGAAUUAAAGGAGCGUUUUAGAGAAGCAGACUAAUAUCGAUAGAAAAGUGAAAUUUUAGAAAAUGAUAUAGAAACAAUUAGAGUAAAUUAUAUGAACAUAUUCAAUUAAAAGUUGGAGGAAAUUGAUGCGCUUUAAGCAUAGAUAGAUACUUAAAGAUUAAUUAAUGAAAAUACAAUAAGGAUUGCUGAAGAAAAAUAUGCUUAGUAAAUAUAAGUGGAAAGAUUAAAUUUAUAGAGAUAGAUAAAAGAAUAAGUAGCUACAUCAAUAGUUUAAAUGGAGAAUUAAGUUGCUACAUUAAACAAUCUUUUAGAAGCAAAAUAAAAUGAAAUAGAUAAAUUGAAAUUAUAAAGACAUAACAUAGAGACAGAGAAGAUGAAUUCUAUGCUGAUUGAUAAGAAUAUCAAAUUGUAAGAUUAGUAGAUUAAAUUGUAAUAAUUAGAAAGAUAACUUUACGAGAAGGCAAAUACGUUGGAUUAAUUGACUUAAUAAAUAUAAAAUGGUUAAUUAAUUCCAGCAACUUCUUAGAGUUUAUUAGAGAGAUCAUAUAAGCAAUUAUAAGAUGAUAUGCAUAAAUAGAAUAUAGAACUUACAAUGUUAUAAUAGAGAUGCUUAGAAUUACAGGAAGAUGUAUAAAAAAAGGCAAAUAUGAAAGCUAAUUAUGAAGGUUAGAUAAAUACUUUAUUGAUUGAAAUAGCAAAUUUAAAGAGAGAUGUAUAUAAUAAAUCAAGAAUUAAUUCAUAACAUAGUGAUAAUUAGAGACUCAUUCAAUUUGAGAAUGAAAAAAGAGCUAUUCGAUAAAAAUAUGAACAAGAUAUGAAAAUGGCAGAUGAUAAAAUUAGAUAUUUGUUAAGCAUAGUUGAUUAGAGAGUUUUAGAGUAAUAGUUGUAACAUCGAGGAACAUUAAAUCCAAAUCCUGUAUUAUAAUAAAUAAUGGAAGAAAGUUCAAGUCGAAUUGCUCAGAGUAAUAUCUAUUAUCAUGAAGAUUCAGAUGUAUUAAAUGAUGAAAUUCGUUGA
Messenger RNA from Paramecium sonneborni, 1521 nucleotides. The record is from the annotation of a GenBank genome assembly. Lineage: Eukaryota; Ciliophora; Oligohymenophorea; Peniculida; Parameciidae.